This is a messenger RNA of Argiope bruennichi, 1348 nucleotides long. RefSeq names its product probable deoxyhypusine synthase. Bases 166 to 1260 code for a protein of 364 amino acids. Lineage: Eukaryota; Metazoa; Arthropoda; Arachnida; Araneae; Araneidae. The record is from RefSeq and is a predicted model, not a curated record. The transcript is spliced from 10 exons. Gene Ontology annotation, biological process: peptidyl-hypusine biosynthetic process. Gene Ontology annotation, molecular function: deoxyhypusine synthase activity. Gene Ontology annotation, cellular component: cytoplasm.
GCUGUCUCUUGCGCUAAAAAAAAUGUUAAAACACAUUUGACAAAUAUAUUACUCGCAUCAUUAUCUUUGUUAUGAAUUAAAUUUUAAAUGUACAGCAAGCGAAUUAUCUGAUGUCUUUUAGUAAGAGAGGAAAACGGUUUGAGUAAUUAAAUAAAGAAAUAAAAAAUGGCAGCUGAACUAGGUGUACCUUCAGUAGCUCUUGAGGCAGUGUUAAAAAAAUCAUCUAGCUUGCCAAAAGAUAAGGAAUUAGUCAAAGGUUAUGAUUUUAAUGAUGGAGUGGAUUACCAUGCACUUCUUCAAUCUUACAAAACUUCUGGUUUCCAAGCUACAAAUUUUGGUUUAGCUGUUGAAGAAAUAAACAAAAUGAUUGCUUGCCGUCGUCAACCAUUGGUAAAUGAAGAUGCUUUGGAGGCAGAUCCAUUUAUUCGAAGAAAACACCAUUGCACUAUAUUUUUAGGAUACACUUCUAAUAUGGCUUCAGCAGGUGUCAGAGACACAAUUCGAUUUCUUGUUCAACAUAAAAUGGUGGAUUGUGUUGUUACUUCUGCUGGUGGUGUUGAAGAAGAUCUCAUAAAAUGCUUGGCACCAACAAUUAUUGGAAAAUUUUCUCUGGAUGGAGCUUCUUUAAGGGAUAAUGGUUUAAAUCGAAUAGGAAAUUUAAUUGUCCCGAAUGAAAAUUAUUGUAAAUUUGAAGAUUGGGUAAUGCCUGUUUUAGAUGAAUUAUUAGAAGAGCAACAUUCAAAGAAUAUAAUAUGGACACCUUCCAAAGUAAUUACAAGACUUGGUGAAAAAAUUGCAAAUCCAGAUUCUAUUUGUUAUUGGGCUGCAAAAAAUGAAAUACCAAUUUUUAGCCCUGCAUUAACUGAUGGAUCACUUGGUGACAUGAUUUACUUUCAUUCUUACCGCAAUCCUGGUCUUGUCAUAGACAUUGUCCAAGAUAUACGUAGGAUUAAUUCCAUUGCUGUAAAAGCUGAAAAUUCAGGAAUGAUUAUAAUUGGAGGUGGAGUAAUUAAACACCAUAUUUGCAAUAGUAAUUUAAUGAGAAAUGGUGCUGAUUAUGCAGUGUACAUCAAUACAGCUAAUGAAUUUGAUGGUAGUGAUUCUGGAGCCAGGCCUGAUGAAGCAGUGUCUUGGGGGAAAAUAAAGAAAACAGCAACACCAGUUAAAGUGUAUGCAGAUGCUACUUUAGUCUUCCCUUUAAUUGUUGCUGAAACAUUUGCUUCUUCAUUUCAUUCAAACACGAACCAUGUAAAAGACUAAAGGUUCAUAAUUGUUAAAAUUAAAGGAAAAAAGACUAAGUUAUCUGACUCUAUUAUGUAAAAUAAAAAUUUUUAUUUUUAAUAUUUUA